Molecule: messenger RNA, 3930 nt
Organism: Lottia gigantea (owl limpet)
Lineage: Eukaryota; Metazoa; Mollusca; Gastropoda; Lottiidae
Exons: 28
Coding region: 1-3930 (1309 amino acids)
Molecular function (GO): protein binding
Source: RefSeq, a predicted model, not a curated record
AUGGCAGACACUUUAAACUUCGGUCCAGAAUGGCUCCGUGCUUUGUCUGAUGGCAACACUGUUGCAUCCCCUCCACCCACACCAGGGUUAGGAGGGAAAUUUAAACUAGCCAAUAAUCGUUAUGGGAGAGAGGAGAUGUUGGCAUUGUUUCACGAUCAGUAUAAAGCUCCUGAUGAAUUGAAAGAAAUACCCUCUAUUUAUUGUGAAGCUAUACAGAAACCACUUGCUUUUAUGAAUCUAUCUGAGGAAGAACAGCGGUUAAUGUCACAAUCAGUUAACAGUGUAACAGUUCUACGAAGUAUGGGGCGGGGGUCUGGCCCUCCCACUAGAGGGAGGGGUGGUAGCACAGCUGAUCGGGGCAGGGGCAGAGGUAGAGGACGUGGUGAAUACAUACAUAGAACUAUCUCUGAGAAUGGUGAACAUAAUACCCACAGUGGGGGGUUCGGGGUCCCAGGAAGAAAUGUGAAUAAUGAUGGCUGGGAAGAAGUUGGUAAGAAGUAUGAAAGGGGAGGUUAUAUCUCACGUAAUUAUGAUGAGACUACAGACCGUGGUGGAAUCAGACAACAUUAUAAUCGUUCAUUAAGUAAUGAUAAUUGGAGGGAGAAGAAUAAUAAUGAGGAAGAUGAUGGAAGCUGGAGAAGGGCUGGCACUAGAGACAAAUGGAAUAAAGAUUCACGUGGUAACUGGCGUGAUCCUAACCACCAUGACAAUCAAGAUAAUGAUCGUAAACAAUCUAAUGGAUUUUCACGAGAUGGACCUCCUGGUCGUCAAUACCAGAGAAGCAGAAGCAGUGAAUCUUGGGAUACUGAAGAUAAUCUUCCUGAAUGGAGUACAGAAGUCGAUGAUCCAGAAACCGUUGGAUCCUUUGAUGCUUCAGGAGCUUUUGUCUCCACUUUUAAGGAACCAGGAGGUCUAGAAGAUGAAUUAGAAGAAAAGCCUGACAAAGAAAAUCAGGUACCAGCUGUCUCAAAGGAAAAAGUUAAGGAGAAUAAUAACAAUAAUAAAACAAAGGAAGAACCAAACCAAAAAUCUGCCAAAAGUGCUAAUAUAAACUCAAAUAACGGACCAAAUGGUGAUCCGAAAUCAUCUAACAAUAAGACUGAUAUUAAUCCUAAUAACAUAAGGGCGUCGCCCUUACAGUUGAUUGACAGGCGAGGAGGAAAUCAAAAUGAGAAAUCCUCCAGAGCUUCACCCUCUCUCACACAGAGACCAUCUAUUAAUAAUAAAACUCAGCAUAAUAAUCUCACAGCUCCACAAAAACUUUCACCAAGUCGCUCGGCUCCAGAUCUUAAAUUAAAAGAAGGGGAAGCUCUAGACUUUAUGAAGUUGGAAGCUGAAAAUUUAGUAGCUUUAGUUACAGAUGAGGAUGAUUUUGUUCCAUCAAUGAAGGAGUCGUCCUCACAACAAAUCCCUCAACAACCAUCGUCACAGGAAACAUUUAAAUGGUUAUAUAAAGAUCCACAGGGAGAUAUACAAGGUCCAUUCACCUCUGAUGAAAUGGCUGAAUGGUUUAGUGCUGGAUAUUUUACUAUGAGUUUACUAGUCAAACGUCUCUGUGAUGAACGAUUUCAACAAUUAGGUGAUUUGAUUAAAAGAUGGGGUAGAGUACCAUUUCUGGCUGGAUUAGCUCCUCCACCAUUACUGAAUAGCCCUGUGACAACAUUACCGACAGAUCAACCUGCUGUUUUACCACCGAUAUCACAACCACCAAUACAGACUAGUGUUACCCCUCCUAAUGAACAAAUUAAUGUAUUACAACAACAGUUUAUGUUACAACAACAGAUGUUACAACAACAGUUACUAAUGAGACAAUUGCAACAGCAACAACAGCAACAAAUGGUUUUACAACAAAUGCAAGAACAGGAGGGUUUUAAAAGUUUACCCCUUGCUCAACAGCAGCAACUAAUGAUGCAGAUGAUGAUGUCACAACCUCCAAUAAUGUUACCCCAGCAACAACAGCAAUUACAACAAGCAGCUGUGGCUGCCCAGCAACAACACAGAUUAUCUCCCUUGCACACAGAACAAGGUGGCAUAUCAAAUCAUCCUUCAUUUCACCGUUCAAUGUCCCAACCCUCCAGUAAAUCAGAUAAUCAUGGUGGUGAGGAAACUAUUUGGGGUGGGGUGAAUACUACAUCUGCUGCUCCCAACCCACUAGCUGCAGGUGGCUUUUCACAACCAACAAGUGUUUGGGAUCUAGAGGCUGGAAAACAAUCAGAUCCUGCUGAUUUACAUGCACAAAUACAAAGAAUGCAACAGGAAAUGGAGAGAGUAAAGAGAUUAGAAGAAGAAAGAAAGAGAGAAGAAGAAAUAAAACAAUUAGAACUGCAGCGCAAACAAGAGGAUAUAAAACAACAACAAGAAAUGUUAAUGAGAGAAAAACAAGAAAUAGAACGACAGAGACAGUUAGAAAUACAGAAAAUUGAAGCAGCAACACGUCAGCAGCAAGAAGAGGAACAAAAGCAAGCUGAAGAAAUGAUGCGUCAAGAACAGGAACGUCAACGACAACUACAUCUAGAAGAACAUAGACGUAGGGAAGAAGAAGCAAGAAUAGAAGAGGAACUUAGAAGGGUUGAAGAGCAACAACGUGCUGAAGAGCGAAGAUUAGAAGAGGAAAGGAAGAAAGAAGAGAAGAGGAAAGAAGAAGAAAGAAAAAGAGAAGAAAAACGAUUAAAAGAAGAAGCCAAGCGAAAAAUGGAGGAAGAGAGGAAAAGACAGCAGGAAAUGUUACAGCAACAAGAGUUAAUGAGACAACAAGAAUUACAGAGACUUGAAUUAGAGGAACAACAGAGAAAACAGGAGGAAGUAGAGAGACAAGCUGAAUUACAAAGACAACAACAAGAGGCUUUACGAAAACUUCAACAGCAACAACGUGAACAACUGUCUAAUAUCAAGCUCCCAGCAACAGCUCAAUGGGCUAAACAACAAAAUGGUGGAAGCAACAUAACAAAUUCUCUAUCUUUAACUGAAAUACAACAACAAGAACAUCAGAAAUGGCUAGAAGAAGAACAACAGCGCCAAAUUGAAAUGCAACAAAGACAGCAUAUGGAAAUAUUACAACAAAAACAACAAGCACAACAGCAACAGCAAAAAUCCUGGGCUAGUCAUGUCCAAUCUCCAGCGUCAAAUAGAAAGUCAUUAAUGCAGAUUCAACAAGAAGAGCAAGCAAAGUUAGUUGAGGCAGAACGUAAACGUCAACAACAAACCCAACAGAAACAGACACAACCUAACAAGAAUGUGAGUUUGGCAUCUGCAGCAGCAUGGGCUGGAUCAGCUAGUAAUAAUAACAGUAGUGUGUGGGGAAGUGAGAGUGGAGCAGCAGGUGGUAUCUGGGAGCAACCACCAUCUUCCAAAAAAAAGGCAGCAGCCACAGUAGCUAAAGAUUUCCCAGCUUUAAAAGAUAAAAAAGGGGGAGCUGCAGCUACCAAAGCUACAAAAACAACAAAUGCUAAAACCACCAAGGAGGAGGUGGUUGUUAAAAGUUUAUUUAAACCACAACAAAAGAGUGAUGAGUUUACAACUUGGUGUGAGAAUGCAUUAAAAACUAUUGCUACCUCAGUUGAUGUGCCAACAUUUAUAGCUUUUCUUCAAGAUGUUGAAUCUCCAUAUGAGGUACAUGACUAUGUCCGAUCAUAUCUUGGUGAAACUAAAGCUGUCAAUGAUUUUAGUAAAAUGUACCUAGAAAAGAGAAGUCAAUAUAAAAAUAAGAAACGACAGGAAAAACGUCAACAAGAGGACAGCAUUUGGGGUCCAGCACCGGCCAUCAAUCCAAAAGAACGGAAACCAGCACAGGCUUCUGAUGGGGGCAAUGCUCAGAAAUCUAAAGGCAAAAAGAAGAAGAAGAUGCAGAAACUGGAUGGAAGUGUCCUGGGAUUUACCUGUCAGGCUGCUCCAGAUCGUGUCAAUGCUGGUGAAAUUGAGAAUAUCCUAUGA